AUAUAUAAGCAGCCGCGCUUCCUUAUCAAACCCUAGUGUCUCUCUAACCCUAGCUGAUUUCUCAGUUCAUUUCAGCAGGUCGCCGAUUGAAGACGGCGCCGUCAACCGGUAAACAUGGUGCACGUCUCCUUUUACCGCAACUAUGGGAAGACCUUUAAGAAGCCUCGACGUCCUUAUGAGAAGGAGAGGUUGGAUGCAGAGUUGAAGCUUGUUGGAGAGUAUGGACUAAGGUGCAAAAGGGAGUUGUGGAGAGUUCAGUAUGCUUUGAGCCGUAUCAGGAAUGCUGCAAGAAUGCUUCUGACCCUUGAUGAGAAAGAUCCACGUCGUAUUUUUGAAGGUGAAGCUCUCUUGAGGAGGAUGAACAGAUAUGGAUUGUUGGAUGAGAGCCAGAACAAGCUCGAUUAUGUCUUGGCACUCACUGUCGAGAACUUCCUUGAACGUCGUCUGCAAACCCUUGUGUUCAAGACUGGCAUGGCUAAGUCAAUUCACCACGCAAGAGUGCUCAUCAGGCAAAGGCAUAUCAGGGUUGGAAGGCAAGUGGUGAAUGUUGCUUCAUUCAUGGUGAGAGUGGACUCUCAGAAGCACAUUGACUUCUCUCUAACCAGUCCUUUUGGUGGCGGUCGUCCAGGAAGAGUGAAGCGAAAGAACCAAAAGUCUGCUGCCAAGAAGGCUGCUGGCGGUGAUGGUGACGAGGAAGAUGAAGAAUGAGCUUUUGCGUAAGAACCCAAAGAAAGCUGUCUGGCGAUGGAACUGUUAAUUUUUGAAGUUUUUAGUUACCUAUGUAGUGCUUCCUUACAUUCCUUUCUUCGAUAUUUUGAUAUCUUCUUAUAUUAGAAAGAAAUGUUCUUAGGAGAGAUUGUGAGAAUAUUUUUAUAUUUGGAUUUUGAACUGAUCUUUAGAGUUUCAA
Solanum stenotomum is the source of this 907-nucleotide messenger RNA. Its product is annotated as 40S ribosomal protein S9-2. The transcript is spliced from 3 exons. The record is from RefSeq and is a predicted model, not a curated record. Gene Ontology annotation, biological process: translation; positive regulation of translational fidelity. Gene Ontology annotation, cellular component: cytosolic small ribosomal subunit. Gene Ontology annotation, molecular function: structural constituent of ribosome; rRNA binding. The coding region runs from base 115 to 708 and encodes 197 amino acids. Lineage: Eukaryota; Viridiplantae; Streptophyta; Magnoliopsida; Solanales; Solanaceae.